CGCAUGUGUUAAUUUCAAAGGCGUUUUAUGGGAAGUUUGGUUCUUUCCAAUGUCUGCUUUUUCGUUCUUCAGUUUCCUCUUGCUUAUCCAGCCAGCUUUCCAGGCUUCAGAGCCUGACACUUUUCUGAUACAUAAUGAAUACCUUGGGCAUUGUCUACAAGCUCAAACAUCUCUUUCCAUCAUCCCAAUGAGCUGCAAUAAGGAUAAUGAGUGGCAAAAUUUUAAGUGGGCUUCUGAAGACCAGAUUGUGAACAUGGGAACAAAGCAAUGUCUAGCAGUAACUUCAAAAACCAACCUGGCUCCACUCACCCUCUCUCCCUGUAACAAGACCAGUGAACUUCAGAGAUGGAUCUGCAAGAAUGAGACCCUUUUGGCACUUAGGGAAGAAAAUCUGUUUUUACAGCCUGCCAAUGAAUGGAAGGACAAUGUGAUAGUAUCUCAAACAACCAGUCCUAAGAGUUUCUGGACUGCCUAUGGCACAAGAAACAGCUUAUGCGCCAAGGGAUAUGAAGCACUCUUUACCUUAGAAGGCAAUGACUUGGGAGCCCCCUGUGUAUUCCCAUUCAAGUAUUCAGGCAAGUGGCAUGCAAAGUGCAUAACAGACGAUGAUGGAAAUGCACGACUCUGGUGUGGAACAACUGCAGAUGUGGAUGAAGACUCUCUCGCAGGGUAUUGUCCGGUGGAUGUUGACCAAGACGAUUUUUUCUGGACCAAAAACCAUUGGACAGGAGAUCUCUACCAAAUCAACUCUCAUUCAGCUCUCACAUGGCACCAAGCCAGAAAAAGUUGUCAGCAGCAGAAUGCAGAACUGCUGAGCAUCAAAGAACUUCAUGAACAAACAUACUUGACAGGAUUAACAAGUUCUCUUGACACCGACUUCUGGAUAGGCCUUCACAACCUUGAUUUUGAAAGUGGAUGGGAAUGGGCAGGCAACAAACCUUUCAGAUAUUUAAACUGGGCUCCAGGCAGCCCAUCUCCAGAAUCUGAAAAGAUUUGUGGAUCAAUGAAGUCAAAUAAUGGUAGAUGGGUGAAUAAUAAAUGUGAUGAGAAAUUUGGAUACAUUUGCAAAAAAGAUAACUCUUCACUAGAUGUUCCAGUUAUGCCUGCAGAUGAUUUAAAGCCAAUUAAGUGUCUAGAUGGCUGGGUUGCCUAUGCCGGCCAUUGUUACCAUCUUAACAGAAAUCUUAAGACAUGGAAGAAUGCAUUACUGUACUGUCGAAAGGCAGGUGGAGAUUUAAUAAGUAUGCACAAUGUUGAAGAAUACAGCUUCGCGAUUUCUCAGCUUGGAUACAACCCAACAGACCUUCUGUGGAUAGGACUGAAUGACCAGAAGACUGAAAUGUAUUUUGAAUGGAGUGAUGGUACUCCAGUAAGAUUUACCAAGUGGCAGCGAGGAGAACCCACACAUGUAACUAAUGUGCAAGAGGACUGUGUUAUCAUGAGUGGAGAGAAUGGAUACUGGAAAGAUAAUUUCUGUGAUGAAGAAUUGGGCUACAUCUGUAAAAGUAAACCGUUGCUAACUUUAGUGGAUGAACCUGAACCUGUUGAUCCAACUUGCCCCAAAGGCUGGAAAAGGCAUGGCUUAUAUUGCUACUUCAUAGGACAGACAACUAAAACUUUUUCAGAAGCAAAGACGUUCUGUGAAGCAACGAAGGGAUUUCUGACUUCAGUGGAGGACAGGUAUGAACAGGCCUAUUUGACUAGUCUAAUUGGACUGCAUUCUGAAAGAUAUUUUUGGAUAGGCCUCUCAGAUGUAGAGCAACCAGGGACAUUCAAUUGGACCAAUGGAGACAAAAGUUUGUUCAGCCAUUGGAAUUCAGAAAUGCCUGGGCAACGUCCUGGUUGCGUGGCCAUGAGAACAGGAACGGCAGCUGGAUUAUGGGAUGUUGUGGACUGCAAGGAGAAGGCAGCUUUCCUCUGCAAACAAUGGGCAGAAGGUGUGACACCCCCUCCUGUCCCACCAGUAACUGUCCCACCCCCAUGUCUAGAUGGAUGGACCCCAAGCCCAAUUAGGAAUGUGUGCUUCAAAAACUUUGAUGAAAAAUACCGUAAGAAAACAUGGUUUGAAGCAAGAGAUUUUUGUAGAGAAAUUGGAGGAGAUUUGGCUUCUAUUCAUAAUGAUGCAGAACAACUGAUAGUAACGAGGCACAGAGAUGAUUGCUGGAUUGGUUUAAAUACUUUAGAUCCUGAGAAAGGAUUGGCUUGGACUGAUGAAUCUCCUGUAGACUAUCAAAAGGGAACUGACUGGUCAUCACUUUCCCGAAAUAACAAACCAGGUUGCAAAAUAAUACGUACUUAUGGAUAUUGGACAACUGUCCCGUGUGACUCUUUGAAGAAGUGGAUUUGCCAAAUAAAAAGGGGUGCACCAUUUAAAAAGGAACCAACUGAUACUUUUGACUAUCUUUACAAAACCAUUGAAGAUGGCUGGAUUGCUUAUGAAAGCAAUGAGUAUUAUUUCAGUAAUAUCACUUUGCCUGCAGAAAAGGCCCAAGAAUUCUGCAAGAAGCAUGGUGGUCGUCUCACAGUCAUUGAGAAUGAUGAUGAAAGAAGGUUUCUGUGGAAAUAUAAUGCCUUCCAUGGAAAGGAACAUGAUUCUUAUAUUGGCUUAAUUGUGGGUCUAGAUGGAAAAUUUGUCUGGUUGGAUGGCUCUCUAGUAACAUAUACAGCCUGGGCCCCUGAUGAGCCCAACUUCAUAAAUGAUGAUGAAAAUUGUGUGGUUUUGUAUUCAAGCACAGGUUUAUGGAAUGAUAUAAACUGUGGUUCUAAGAAUGGCUUCAUCUGUGAGAGACACAACCGUUCUGUUGUUUUGCCUGUUGCUCCCACAUCACCUGAACCUCUUGGAGGCUGUGCGGAAGGCUGGCUUUUGUUUAAUAACAAGUGCUUCCAAAUAUUUGGUUUUCAUGAAGAAGAGAGGAAAAACUGGACUGCUGCACGUGCUGACUGCAAAUCCCGAGAAGGAAAUCUGGCCACCAUACCAAGCAAAGCUGUUCAAGCUUUCCUCACAGUGCACAUAAGAGGCAUUCCAAGCGGCCCCUGGAUUGGACUGAAUGCCAUUGCUUCAUGGCGAGAAUUUUUAUGGACAGAUGGAAGUGGUGUCUACUAUACAAAUUGGGCCAAAAGAUUUCCAAACUAUUUUGGUGCGUGUGUUUAUAUGACGGAGGCAGGAAUUUGGAAAAAUCAAAGGUGUAGCACUAAGAAAAGCUAUAUCUGUCAAAGAAAGACUGAUGCUAUAUUAUCUUACCAUGGGACAACAAUUUCAGCCUCUGGAUAUACUCGUUAUGGAAAUAGCAGCUAUUCUCUUGUUAGUCCCAAAAUGUCAUGGGAAGAAGCAAGAAAAAGGUGUAAAUCUGAAAACGCAGAACUUGCCAGCAUAGUUGAUCCUUAUGUCCAGUCAUUCAUAUGGCUACUUAUACUUAAAUACAAUGAGCCUGCCUGGAUUGGUCUAAACAGCAAUCUGACCAAUGAGAAAUACAAGUGGGUCAGUAACCGAAGACUGGCGUAUACCAACUGGGCUGCUGAAGAGCCAAAAGAAAACAUUGCCUGUGUCUAUUUAGACCUUGAUGGUCACUGGAAAACAGGAACUUGUGCUGAAAAAUACUUCUCUGUUUGUGAGCAGUAUCAUGGUAUAUUCCCAACAGAUCCUCCUGAGGCCCCAGGAAGAUGCCCUGGAUCAAAAGACCACCACAGACCUUGGAUUCCUUUUCGGGCUCAUUGCUAUGCCUUCUACUCCAUCUUCGAAUCCUGGCCUGAUGCAUCUGUGAGAUGUUCUCAUUUAGGUGGCACUUUGACUUCAAUAGAAGAUUCAGCUGAACUGGAGUUUUUGCUGGACCAUACCAAGCAUCUCAGUCAAGCAAACUUUUGGAUAGGCUUGUUCAGAAAUGUGGAUGGAGAAUGGAUAUGGGAAGAUAACACCAAAGUGGAUUUUGUGAACUGGAAAAAUGGACCACCUGCAGCUUAUAACAAAACUUAUGAGUACAAUAUUGUAUUUCAAGAUCAGUGCAUUUUCAUAAAUGGACAUAAUGGCGAAUGGCUUGGUGAAAACUGUAACUAUCCAAGAAAAGGAUUUAUUUGUAAAACACCCAAGAUUCUUGAAGAGCCACAUGUGACCCCUACAGUUGGUGAUGAAGAGCACAUGCCAAAGCAUACCACAAACACAGUGGCCAUCAUCCUGGUUCUUCUUACUCUUGCUGCUGCAGGAGUCACAGCUUAUGUGUUCUACAGGAGAAGAAGGAGGCAACCACAAACCCUGAAUGGGUUUGACAACUCCUUGUAUAAUAAGGACAAUGUGGUUAUCAAUCAGAAAGACCCAGAAUCGCUUGUGGAUAACAAUGAGGAGAGAUUGACAAGUUUCAGGGGCAGUCCUAGUUAAUACAAUAGGAUUUAUAUCUAAGUAAAAUGAUACUUGCACCAUAGUAAACAUUUGGAAAAUAGUCCGCUUAAGCAGUAACUCUCUGCAGCAGAAUGGGCAAGCCUCUGGAGCAACAACGUUGGUAAAUUUGAUCCAUUGCUGUACAUGUUUGCAUCUCAACACUUGAUUUGGGCCUAGAUGGGACUCCCAUCCAAACAGGAAGAGCAUGGAUUUGUGUUUGUUGAAGGACAUAGAGUCUUUAGAAGGGUUGAAGGACCACUCAGGAUGUGGAAUGUUCAUAGAAAAUGUUUGAUAGUACAAUGUGAGUAGAAGUCUGCUUCAGCUUGCACACUUUAUUUUUUGAUAUUAUCAAAGUAUCAGAGCUGUAUGUUUUCUGUUUCCUUAAAUGGUACAAAGGAUUAUUUCCUCUUUGGGGUUUUUUAUUUAUCCUUCUCCCACACACACAUGCACCCCUCAAUAUAUUCUUCCAUUUCAUUCUGACACUUUUCUUGUUGCCAAGGACGAAACAGAAAACACUAGUUUUGGUUCCAAAAUUUCCAUAUAUUUCUCUCAGGUAGUAUCCAAGGACGAAAGCCUUAAAACAACAACUGUAUGAGUGAAUAAUCAGAAGGGGGACAAUAAAUUAAGAAGAAUAAACAUUCAAAAAAUUAAGGAGAAUUAAAAUCUGGUUCUGUUUGUGUGAUUGCAGGAUGAAACCAAUUGCAUAAUUGGCUUUUUUCAUCAAAUUUAAAAGUGUAUACAUAUUCUUCAAUCCACUAUCCUACUUUGGUAACUUCUGUAUGUUUUAAAGCAUGGGAAUGACACCUUACGGAAACAUUUUGGGACCUUUUUCUUGUUCCAAAAAGGCUGCUCUUGUAUGUGCUACAUGAAUAAAUCAUGUGUAAAAUUGUUAUUAUGUACCUUCAAGUUGUUUCCAACUUGUGACUACCCAAAGCUAAGCUUGCCAUGAGGUGUUCUUAUUGGAAUUUGUUUAGAGGUGAUUUUCCCUGGCUUUUCUUUUAGGCAGAAAGAGUGUCUUGCUCAAGGUUGCCCUUGGGUUUCUACGGCAAAGCAGGGAUUAAUACUUUGGUCUACAGAGUUGUGGUCCAACACGCAGACUACUAUAACGUACUGGCUGUAACUUAAACUUAUUCUUAUUCAUAAUUAAUUGUGUAAAUUGUAUUCAAAAGCAAUCAGAACGUGUGUUAGUGGGCACAUGUGGUAUAGAGACUACAGUUUGUCCUUGGGGAAGAAAUGCUCUAGUUAUAUUCCCUUGAAUGUUAUAAAACAAACUGUUUUUCCUCCUGAUCAUCUAGUAAAAUUUUAAAAACUUUUAAAUAUUGCUUCUUUUUUCCAGUGAAUUGUGUGAAAGCUUCAGCUCCAGAAACAAAAUAUGUAUGUGUAGGCCACUGGCUGUGUAAAAAUGUAAUGGUUCCAUAAAUUAUAAAAUUAUGCAUUUCUUUAUUGUAUGUUAUCUUUGUACAAUUCUGUAUAGACUUAAGGCGUCUGAGAGCCUGUUAGGCUUUUUAUCAAUA
This is a messenger RNA of Anolis sagrei ordinatus, 5883 nucleotides long. RefSeq names its product macrophage mannose receptor 1-like. NCBI's taxonomy places the organism in Eukaryota, Metazoa, Chordata, Lepidosauria, Squamata, Anolidae. The record is from RefSeq and is a predicted model, not a curated record. Gene Ontology annotation, molecular function: signaling receptor activity.